AUGGUCUCCCUAUCCACCGUGCACGCCCACAACGCCUCCCUCAAAUCUCUGGGCCCGGGCCUCGUCGCCGUAUUCGUCGGCGGAACAUCCGGCAUCUCCCUCUCCACAGCCCUCGCUCUAGCGCGACACACCGUCUCCCCAAAAAUCUACCUCAUCGGCCGCAGCGCACCCGCCGCACAGUCCGCAAUCAACACAAUAAAGACCCUGAAUCCAUCAGCGACCACAACAUUCCUGCAAUCCGACAUCUCGCUCCUCAGAAACGUCGACAGUGUCUGCGAAAAAAUCACGAAAAACGAGAAACAUGUCAACAUCCUCUUCAUGACGCCCGGCCACAUGACGCUCAGGGGGCGCGACGAGAGCGCCGAAGGGCUCGACAAGAAACUCGUCCUGCACUACUAUGCGCGCAUGCGCUUUGUGCAGAAUCUCCAGGCCCUUCUUACAUCUGCCUCUGCCUCUGCCGCAGCCACAAACUCUUCAGCUGGAGGGGAGGAGCGUCCCAAGCCCAACCUCUCGCGCGUGAUCUCCGUCCUCGACCCGGCCGUCGCAGUGCGCGGGUCCCUGUUUGGGCUCGGCUCCGCGAUCCUGGACUACGACGACCUCAGUCUGAAGCGCGGAUUCAGCGUGGCGAAAUGCGGGCACCACGCGUCGCUGAUGAAUAACUUUUUCCUGGAGGCGAUGGCGCAGGUUCAUACUGGGACGUCGUUUAUCCACGCGUAUCCCAGCGGCGUUGAUACGGGGAUCUUGCGCAAUAUCCCGGGGGGAAAGGUGUCGAGGGGAUUGGUGAGGGUGGUGUUGAGGCCGUUUAUGGUGCCGCUUGACGAGAGCGGGGAGAGGUUUUUGUUUGCGGCGACUAAUACGAGGUAUCCUGCUGCUGCUGCCUCUGGUGGAUCUGAUGGGGAGGUGGCGGUUGGGAGUGAUGGGAGGGCAGGGAGUGGGUGUUACUGGGUUAGUUGGGAUGGGGAGGUGUUUCCUCAGUAUGGGAGUAUUGGCAGGAAGAGAGAGGAGGGCGCGGUGGACAGGGUUGUUGGGCAUACACAGGAGGUGUUUCGGAGGGUUUGUGAGGAGGACUUGACGUAUCCUUGA
Messenger RNA from Aspergillus mulundensis, 1083 nucleotides. RefSeq lists its product as uncharacterized. Gene Ontology annotation, biological process: secondary metabolic process. Bases 1 to 1083 code for a protein of 360 amino acids. The transcript has 2 exons. Lineage: Eukaryota; Fungi; Ascomycota; Eurotiomycetes; Eurotiales; Aspergillaceae. The record is from RefSeq and is a predicted model, not a curated record.